Molecule: messenger RNA, 1281 nt
Organism: Eimeria tenella
Lineage: Eukaryota; Apicomplexa; Conoidasida; Eucoccidiorida; Eimeriidae
Exons: 4
Coding region: 1-1281 (426 amino acids)
Source: RefSeq, a predicted model, not a curated record
AUGGGCAAGAAGGAGUCGUACAGAAGAGGCGCAGUAGCAACAGCAGCUUCCCAUAAGCUGCCACCGCUGCAGCAGCAGCAGAAUCGACCGCCUGCGGACGAACUUGGGCUGUCAGCAGACAGUUGCAGCAGUGGACUGCAGCACCAGGUGCCAGAUGCAGAGCUGCAGCACCAGCAGAAAGUCUCUACCGGGCUGCACGAGGAGGCACAGCAGCAGCAGCAGCCAGAGCAGCAACAGCAGCAGCAGCAGCAGCAUUCAAGACAGCAGCAGCAGCAGACAGCCACUACAGAGCGAACCUGUGAGGACGCAGCUCUCAGCCUGCUAAAAGCCACCUUCGAGCUGCACCGCGCAGGGCCACAUACCCAGGGGUUGCUGUUACCACAGGCGGGAGCAGAUGUCCCUCUGCUGCACUUGCUGCGGCUGCAGGAGGCAAUCCUGCGCGAGCUCGUGCACUUGCGCCAGCAACAGCAGCAGCAGGAGCAGCAACACCAAGAACAACAGAGGCAGCUGCAGCAGGAGCAACCACAAGUCAAGAUUCCAUUUGCAGGACAUAGCAGACACAGCAGCAUAAAGAGCCUAUUCUCUCUUCCUGCUACCUUUUGUCGGGGCAGCGGCAGCAAAGAGGAACUGCCUGCAGCAGCAGCAAAAGCAGCGGCUCCCUCCCACGUGGUAGCCACAAGCACGACUUCGAGCCUCCACGCUGCUUCCCUCCAACGAAGCAGCAGCUGCAGCAGCAACGGCAGGAGCAACAGCAGCAGGAACAGCAGCAGCUGCAGCAAAGGCUGCAACGACGCCAUUACAAGUGCUUUCUUCGAGAGCCCUUUGCCGGAGGUGGUGCUCAUAGGAGAUACCCUCGCUGUGAGCCGAAGGGCCCACAGAGACUCGCAGCGGCUAGCAGCACUUCUGGACUGCAAAGGAGUUCCUUAUUUGUUUAUAGACACCAACGCGGCUGCUGCACAGGCUCUGGGCACCCACGACUUGCUUCUCCUUGACCGUCUCCGCCAACAACAGCGGCUGCUGACUCUCGAAGCCGCAGGGGGGCCCCCCAGCGAGGCUGCUGGGCCUGGGGGCCCCUGGGGGAAGCCGGGGGGGCCCAGUCGUGGCCGUAGGAAGGCCAGCAAAAGGGCUUCAGCAGCAGCUGCUACAAGCGCGGCUGCCGGGCCAGUGCCCCCCCAGCUGCUUAUUGAUGGGGCCCCUCUUGGGACUGCUGCGGAAGUGCUGGAGUUAGAAGAAGAGGGUUUUCUUGGUGGGCAGCUGUUUGUGCUUGGGGCCUCAACCUAG